Messenger RNA from Osmerus eperlanus (European smelt), 8145 nucleotides. It is a transcript of the gene abca5, whose product is annotated as ATP-binding cassette, sub-family A (ABC1), member 5. Gene Ontology annotation, molecular function: lipid carrier activity; ABC-type transporter activity; ATP hydrolysis activity. Lineage: Eukaryota; Metazoa; Chordata; Actinopteri; Osmeriformes; Osmeridae. Bases 122 to 5167 code for a protein of 1681 amino acids. The record is from RefSeq and is a predicted model, not a curated record. The transcript is spliced from 38 exons. Gene Ontology annotation, cellular component: membrane; intracellular membrane-bounded organelle. Gene Ontology annotation, biological process: transmembrane transport; lipid transport.
CGAGUAUGUUGACAGCUACUAGCUAGCAGGUUCACAUUUUAGCUUGUUUCAUAAAAACUCACCUGCGGCAGCUGGACCCCAAGGCACUCAAAACAACAAAUGAUAUGAAAGACAUGCCUUAAUGUAUUUCAUACCUGAGCCCAACGUUGGGGAGACACGUUCAUGCGCCAGCAAGAUGCAGCAUGCUGGAAGUAUGCAACCUUUAAAUAGAAGAGAUGCAGGCGUUUGGAAUCAAACAAAAAGUCUUCUCUACAAGAAUUUACUGAUCAAAUGGAGGACCAAGCAACAGAGCUUGCAGGAGUUGAUCCUACCCCUGCUGCUCCUGGGUCUCCUGAUCCUGAUCAGUAAUCUCAACCCCCACGUCUACUACGGGGGCAUCAGCACCAUGGUGCUGGGGAAGGAGGAUGACAACCACAUCAUCAGCGUCCUGGGCUACACCCCCAUCACCAAUGUCACCAACCACAUCAUGGAAGAGGUGGCCCAGGAGAUGCGCAUGCAGGACCACCUGGAGAUGUUCUCCAGCGAGGAGGACCUGGAGAACGCCAGUCUGUACGAGCCGUUGGGCUACGUCGGGGUGGUGUUCCUGGACAGCUCUGCCACCUCAUACAGACUGCGUUUCCCCUCCAGCCAACUGCCCCCUCCCAGCGACUACACUGAGUCUAUCGCCGACUGUUUCGACACGUCAGUGAACUGCAGAGCAGCUGAUUACUGGCACUCAGGCUUCGUGCGUCUCCAGUCUCUUAUCGACGCUGCCAUCAUUCAGGUGCAGACCAAGCGGCAGGUGUGGAGUGAGAUGGACAUGCGUGUGGUGAUGAUGGGCCAGCCCGGCUCGGUGGAGGUGCAAAAGUUCCCUCACGCGCUCAUCUCCAUCUACCUGGUCCUGGCCUUCACGCCCUUCGUCACCUUCCUCAUCGUCAACGUGGCGGCUGAGAAGGAGCGGCGACUGAAAGACACCAUGAGCAUGAUGGGGCUGUACGACUCUGCCUUCUGGUUGUCAUGGGGACUGCUGUACGCCGCUCUGGUCACCACCAUGUCCUUCUUGAUGUCUGUCAUCGCCACGUACACCGCACUCUUUCCCAACAGUCACUUCCUGGUGAUCUUCCUCCUCAUCUUCCUCUACGGGAUCUCCUCUAUCUUCUUCUCCUUCAUGCUGACUCCCCUGUUUAAGAAGCCCAAGUUUGCCAGCACGGUGGGCUCGAUGCUGACUGUGGUGUUUGGCUGCCUGUCCCUGUUCACCGUGCUGAUGAAGGACUUCCCCCAGCCGCUGGUGUGGGUCAUGUGCCUGCUCUCCCCCAGUGCCUUCUCCAUCGGCAUCGCCCAGGUGGUGUAUCUGGAGGCCCAGGGAGAUGGAGCAGUGUUCUCCACCCUGCUGAACGGCCCCCAUCCUCUCUACGCGCCCCUGCUCAUGCUGGUCCUCGACUGCUUCCUUUACCUGCUGCUGGCGCUCUAUCUGGACCAGGUGCUGCCAGGUGAGUUCGGCAUCAGGCGGUCCCUGCUCUACUUCCUGAUGCCGUCCUAUUGGUCGAAGCGCGGUAAGCGCUACGUGGAGGUGAGCUCGGUGUACGAGAUGGAGGUGAACGGGGCCCCCGGCGUGGACGAACCUGUGGAGCCCGUCUCUCCAGAGUUCAGGGGAAAGGAAGUCAUCCGCAUCAACAACAUCCGUAAGGUCUACAAGGAGAAGGGCAGCAUGGUUGAGGCUCUCAGAGGGUUGACCUUUGACAUCUACGAGGGCCAGAUCACCGCCCUCCUGGGGCACAGCGGAGCGGGCAAGUCCACCCUCAUGAACAUCCUGUGUGGCAUCUGCCAGCCCAGCGACGGCUCGGCCACCAUCUACGGCUCCCCGGUGGCAGAGGUGGCCGAGGGCUCGGAGAUGAAGCAGCUGGUGGGCAUCUGCCCUCAGUUCAACAUCAUCUUCGACGUCCUGACUGUGGAGGAACACCUGAAGAUCUUCGCCGCCAUCAAAGGCAUCCCGCCCGCCGCCAUCAAGGCAGAGGUGACCAAAGUGUUGAAGGAUCUAGACCUGGAGAAGAUCAUGGAUGCCCAGGCCAAGAAUCUGAGCGGAGGUCAGAAGAGGAAGCUGUCUGUGGGCAUAGCCAUCCUGGGAGACCCCAAGAUUCUGCUCCUGGACGAGCCCACAGCAGGUAUGGACCCCUGCUCCAGACACCAGGUGUGGUCGCUGCUGAAGAGUCGCAGAGCUGGCCGGGUCACUGUGCUCAGCACACACCACAUGGAUGAGGCUGACAUCCUGGCUGACCGUAAAGCUGUGAUCUCUCAGGGCCAGCUGAAGUGUGUGGGCUCGUCCCUCUACUUGAAGACCAAGUGUGGGGUCGGCUACCACCUGAGGAUGUCGGUCGGUGAUGGAUGCGAGGCGGAUUGUGUUACAUCUCUGGUCAAACACCACGUCCCCAAGGCGCAGUUGUCACGGCAACAGGAGGCGGAGCUGACUUUCACGCUUCCUUUUGAAAGCAUGGACACCUUUUCAGGUCUGUUCUCUGAGCUUGACUGCAGGCCUGACCUAGGCAUCGCCAGCUACGGGGUCUCCAUGACGACGCUGGAGGAUGUGUUUCUGCGUCUGGAGGCGGAGUCUGAGGUGGACCAGGCUGACUACAGUGUGUUCAACCAGGAGCAGGCGGAGGACGAGGGCGACGCGUCCUCCCUGGACGAUAUAGACCAGCACCUGCUGACCUUCUCAGACAGCCGCCCGGACGCCGUGUCGGGCCACGCCCUGUGGAGGCAGCAGUUCAGCACGGUGGCCUGGCUGCACAUGCUCAGCAUGCAGCGGGAAAGCAAGGCCUUCAUCUACACGCUGAUGUUGUUCCUGGUGUUCCUGGGUGCGCUGCUGGUUCUGUCCCUGGCCACGGGCAACAUCCAGAUCCACUCCCCCGACCGUGAGUUCCAGCCCAUCUACCUACUGAAGCGCAACCAGACCCCCAGGAAGUACGUCACCAGCCUGCUGGUCCAGAACUCCUCAGGCUCCGACAUCUCUGACUUGAUCCGUAACCUGGAGGCCCAGAACAUCCAGGUGGAGAUGAUGAUGCAGGGGGACUACAUGGCAGCAGCUCCUCACAGUGCUGCCAUCAGCGUGUCGGGCUCCAGCAAGGGUUUCAGAUACACUAUAGCGUUCAACAGCACCACGGUCCACUCCCUGCCCAUGGCGGUGAACGUCCUGAGCAACGCCAUCCUGCGCGGCCUCAACGGCACCGGACACAUCCACACCUGGACCAAGCCCUUCGACUACCAAAUCCCAGACUCCAUCUCCUACGCCGUGGUCUACAUCGAGGCCAUCAUCCUGGGCAUGCUGGCUGCCGGCAUGCCAGCCUACUUCGGCAUGGACCACACCCGCGACCGAGAGAUCAAGUGUCGGUCCACGCUGCGUAUCUCGGGCCUGGUCCCGUCCGCCUACUGGUGCGGCCAGGCAGCCGUGGACAUCCCCUUCUACUACCUCAUCCUGUCCUGCAUGACCGGCAUCCUGUUCAGCUUCCACACUGGGAACCUGCUCACCUCCAGAAACCUCACCGCUGUGGUGCUGUGUCUGGUAGGAUUUGGGCCGGCCAUGAUCCUGUUCACCUACGUGGUGUCCUUCAUGUUCACCCGCGUGCAGAGCAACAGAGACUUCUUCUCCGUGGUCUCCAUGAUGGCAUGUGUCGUGUCUGCCUCCGUGGUCCAGCUGUCGUUGGUGAACGACAACUCAGGCCUAAUGAGAAUCCUCCACAACACUCUGUGUUUAUUCAACCCCCUGUACCCCCUCAUGGGCUGCCUCAACUGCAUCACCAAGGCCACCUUCCUGCCUUCAGUCUCUGAAGAAGACUUCCUGUGGAAGAACCUCCUCAUUGCAGUGGUGUCACCCUACCUGCACUGCAUCGUCCUGCUGUUCCUGCUGCGCCACCUGGAGAUACGACACGGAGGGAGGACCAUGAAGAACGACCAGUUCUGCAGGAUCUCCUCUCAGCCCAAGGCCAAGGUGGAGAGGAACCUCGAGGAGGGUCUGAACGAGGAUGAGGACGUGAAGAUGGAGAAGGCCCGCGUCAAGGAGGCCCUCACCUGCCAGUGUUGUGAGGAGAAGCCGGUGGUGGUGGCCAACAGCCUGAGGAAGCAGUACAAGUGCAGGAGCGAUGGCUUCUCCCUCAACAAGAAGAGGACGGUGGCCACCAAGAACAUCUCCUUCUGUGUCCGCAAAGGUGAGGUGCUGGGUCUCCUGGGCCCCAACGGAGCAGGGAAGAGCACCAUCAUGCACAUGCUGUCAGGAGACACGGAGCCCACCGCUGGACAGGUCCUGAUGGGAGACUACAGCACAGACUUCCGCCCUGUGGACAACCCCCUGGACCACGUGGGCUACUGCCCCCAGGAGAGCCCCCUGUGGCCCCGCAUCACCCUGCAGGAGCACCUGGAGAUCUACGCUGCCGUCAAGGGCCUCCGUGGCCAGGAUGUACCAGGCAUCAUCCGACGGGUGGUGAACGCCCUGGAGCUCAGAGAGCACCUGAACAAGCAGGCCAAGAACCUGUCAGCAGGCCUCAAGAGGAAGCUGUGCUUUGCCCUAAGCAUGCUGGGAAACCCUCAGAUCGUGCUGCUGGACGAGCCCUCCACAGGGAUGGACCCCAAGUCUAAACAACGCAUCUGGAGAGCCAUCCGCGCUGCGUUCAAGAGCCGCCAGCGAGGGGCCGUCCUGACCACACACUACAUGGAGGAGGCUGAGGCAGUGUGUGACCGGGUCGCCAUCAUGGUGUCUGGUCAGCUCAGGUGCAUCGGCUCCAUCCAGCACCUGAAGAGCAGGUACGGGCGAGGAUACAGCCUGGAGGUGAAGCUGAGCGAGGAGCUGGCAGGCCUCCAGCAGGUGGCGCUGCUGCACCAGGAGAUCCUCCGCAUCUUCCCCCACGCUGCCAGGCAGGAGAGCUUUGCCACUCUGAUGGUUUACAAGAUCCCCAUGGAGGAUGUCCAGUCCCUGGCCAAGUCCUUCUCUCAGUUAGAGAGCGCUAAGCAAACCUUCAACUUUGAAGAGUACAACUUCUCACAGUCGACGUUAGAGCAGGUGUUCAUGGAGUUUGCCAAGGAGCAAGAGAGCGAGGAGGAGGAGGUGGGCUCCCUCAGCACCACCUUCCAGUGGCAGCGCUUGCAUCAGGACGGCCCUGUGCCCGCCAACCACACAGACAGCCUCGUGCACCAGCUGUGAGGGCCGACUCCCUUCUCACUCUUCCCGGCCGCGCUCCGCGGACAGCACCGUGUGGAGGAUCAGGACAGCCUGGUUGGAUCGUGUCUUCAGACCUUUGUGAAAGUCUCUCCUUCUUUUCAACGCUACAAGUUGGGCUCCGUUCACUACAGUACCAAAGCGGCCCGCUCUUCUGCACUGCGCACGCCACACCCCCUGAUCCUACACACACGAGCGCACUGGACCUGUCGCCAACGACACCUUCUUUUAGUGUCUGUAGCAUGUGAACUAUAUUUGCAUAGCCUGGUAGUUGUUUGUUGUGCUGCCCCCUGCUGGCGAGACCAGUCUGCGCUCUGCUGACUGUUCUGGAGGCCUUUUUUUCUUCUGUUGUUGUGUAGCAGAGAAACCCAGCGACCUCUCCCCCUGCGCUGCCCUCUGAAGGCCGUUAACGGUACCACUAGCAGAACCCCAGCCCCACACGUUCGCUGGGCCAAAAAGGGUUUUAGGUACUGUGUGUCCCCACGCUGUCCCUCUCUCUGUCCCUCUCUCUGUCCCUCUCUCUCUGUCUCUCUCUCUCUCUGUCUCUUUUUAUGUCUCUCUGUCUCUCUGUAUCUCUCUCUCUGUCUUUCUCUCUGUCUCUCUCUAGGGUUUCUCUAGAGAGACAAAGAGACAGGCAGACAGAGGGAGACAAACCUCCUAUACACACCAGCAUGCAUGUCAGUUACCAGGCCCAUGUGACCCAGAGGGAGGGGCCUGGGUUGAGUAGCCCAGCAUGCAUGAGAGGACGGAACGAUCCGGCCCUUGUACUAACUAGACAUCUCGGGGUGGCGCAUGGAUGACGUGAGGGUGAGGGGAGGACUCACACUGCCCCCUCCUGGUGGCUUUCCUCGUCACAGCCUGAGAGAGAGAACUGGGAGAAUGUAGUUUGGAAUAUGCACACACCAAAACAUGUAGCAUACAGACUUCGUGAAACAUUUACCACUGGGUACCGAUCCAAACGUUUGGGGAAAGUUAUUUGGAGUGUUUUGUGUGUUUUUUAGUCAGUGUUCUCCUGUGAAAAUGUCGAAUGUGUGACGCCUAGAUGGAAAGAAGUUUCUCUUCAGAGGUGAAGGCUGUUUCUCCCCCUCUGCUCUGAUUUCUCGCUCUCACUCCGUUGCCAUGUCAACUCACACGUGUUUUUCUAUUUAAUAUAUCUUCUUGGUGUGUCUGUUCUGUGUAUUUGAUGUAACGGGUACUGUUCUUUUGAGAGGAUGCUUGUCAGUGCAAACGGCAAAUCGCUAAGUUGUACCUUUUUUCUUCGACAUUCAGGUGUUUUUUUUGGGAGAAGGAUAUCCAAAGGGUUGUUUCUUCGUUUUUAUUUGAAUGGAAAGGAGUUCAUCCCAUCCAGUUGCGUCAUAUUUUAAUGUAAUUUUUUUGUCAUCUUAUCGGUGUCUCCAAUGAAAAAUUAAUUUAUUGUUUUUUUUUUUGUACUCCUGACCUGAACAACCAUGCUGGUUUUAAUGUCACAUCACUCGCUGAUGCCAGAAAUGUUCUCUAGUGCCGCAUCAGGUGUCAUACAAGACAUGAUUCCCCUGUGACGACUUAAAAGUGUUUGUUUUCACAAUUAGAGUCAUUUCUCUAGAAAGGUGUGGUCCCAACUGCUUCCUUUGUAAGGAGGCAUUGUCCUGAAUCUGAUUCCAAUCCACUUUAUUGAUGUCUUAACAAGCUUUUUUGAUGUGGAGAGGAGUCUUAAUAUUUUUUUUAGUCCAGCCUUGAUUCUGAAAUCUGAAUGAAGUAGUGGUUUUAGACAGCAGAUGGCCUUCACUUCUGUUCUCAUGUUUUAAGCUCCAUUUGGCACGGAUUGUCAUUGAGGAAAAUGCAUCUAGUCCCUUUUGCCUUUGAACACUUUUUGUCCCAACUAAUGUUUCCAUGUUUAUCCACUAGAACUGGAUUCAUGCUCUUAAAGGUGGAGUACAGACGCUUCUAGAUGUUUCUGGUUUUAAAAUAGUUUCAUCAUAAUGUGGAGAUUUGCAAGUAUUUGUUGUGGUCUAGUGUUUGGUGUUUGGGGUGUUGAAUAAUAGAACAAUUUACUUGAAAUGGGUGUAGUUUCAUUGAGGUUUGGUAUAUUUUAUGAUUGUUAUCGUUACUAUGUCUAUUGAGGGGAAAGUGCCCCACCCUAGAAAAGUUAGUUUUAACUGGGAAAGUAUUCAUUUGGCUUUUGUUAUUUACGCUUCUGUUUGCUACAAACUAAACUAACAUGUUUGUGGUUGGAGGUUGUUUUAAACAUCUGAGUAGUGAACACCCCCCACGUGUGAGCAGAACAUCUUCAUCUGAGGGAAAAUCAUUUCUGCACAUGUAGCCUGAUGCAAGGAAGGCCAAAUUAGAAUGUCUGACGGUUUUGUCCUAUGAAGGAUUAUGUUCAGAGAACUGCUAUCAAAAACAUAUUUUCCCAAGUGCAAUAUUAAGAUGUGUGUAGUGUUUAUAAGCAUUCUGUUAACUCUAAUUCCAUGGCUAAAUGCAAUAUUGUAUUGUGUGUACAUGGAUUUUCAGUACUUGUAGCCACCAACAAGUAAAUUAAAACAGAUUAAAUGUGCCCUUCUCUGGCAACUUCUCCAGACCAGGCAAUGAGAAAAGGAAUGCAUUCUCACCUACAUCAGACACAACUUUAAGAAGGUUUCACAUUCUUUGAUUUCACUCUGUACUCCCCGUAAAACGGCGAUCAAUACAUUGUCAUAGAAAUGCUAUUUGUAAUGAAAACUGAAAAGAUGCUCAAACAGUUUCCUUUUCCCUGGUGGUGGUAUUAUCGCACUACAUCUGGGAGUUUUAUAUAAUGUAUAUUAUGCAAUAUUUGUAAGAUUUUUGUGCACCGAUUUUAUUUUUUAUGACUUUUGUUGAGAUGUUUGUUGUGUUGUGCUCCUAUAAUCAAAGUUAACCCAGUCUAGCUGAAGCACCCUGAUCAUAUUGAAUUAAGAUCACUACACCCCCACCACUGGAAAUAAAUAUUGAAGAAAGUGAAAGCUAAA